AUGCUCAGAGCUAGCCAGAGGAUACGUACAGGCCACGCCGUUCGGUCUUUGGCCACGGUUGCGGGAGUCAGGGGACAAGCACCAUUGAGUCGAUUUGAACCAGACCACACCGUUGACUAUGUCGGUUUCUUGGAUAAACUAUCGCGUAUGCGAAACAUCCUUGACCGCCCUCUCACUUAUGCGGAAAAGGUUCUUCUUACACAUCUUGAUGAGGAACACGAUGACAAGAUUAUUCGAGGUUCAACACAAUUAAAGUUAAGGCCUAGGCGAGUUGCUUGUCAAGAUGCGACAGCCCAAAUGGCAAUCAUUCAGUUCAUGACAGCGGGACUUGACAAAACCGCAGUCCCUACCACUGUUCACUGCGAUCAUCUCAUCGUAGGACGAGAUGGUAGCGAGCAAGAUCUGGCUGGGGCACUUACUAGCCAUGGUGAGGUGUAUGAAUUCAUGUCAAGUGCUUGCCAGCGCUACAAUAUGGGCUUCUGGAAACCCAACGCAGGCAUUAUUCAUCAGAUUGUUCUUGAGAACUAUGCUUUUCCAGGCGGUAUGCUGGUUGGCACUGACUCUCAUACGCCAAAUGCUGGAGGUAUGGGCAUGAUUGCUGUUGGUGUUGGUGGUGCAGAUGCCGUCGAUGUCAUGUCUGGCCUUCCUUUCGAAAUCACAGCUCCUGAAAUUAUCGGUGUCAAGUUGACGGGCCAGUUGAGCGGUUGGGCUACUCCAAAAGACGUCAUCAAUGCAGUUGCAGGGAUCCUUGGAGUCAAAGGUGGCACUGGAAAGAUCAUCGAGUACUUUGGUCCUGGUGCAGAAACGAUAUCAGCAACAGGAAUGUCUUCAAUUACCAACAUGGGCGCCGAGACAGGAGCAACUACAUCCAUCUUCCCUUACUCAGAGGCCAUGUCUGCCUACUUACGCGCGACAAGCCGACCUGAGCUGGCACAGGCUCUAGAAGUGGCAAAGCAUGAGCUGCAGGCAGACGAGGGUGUCAAGUAUGAUCAUGUUAUCGAGAUCGACUUAUCUACGCUGGAGCCUCGCAUCAACGGCCCAUUCACUCCCGAUUUAUCAACACCGAUCUCAAAACUGAGCGAGGCCGUCCAGAAGAAUAAAUGGCCGGAAAGACUUUCUGCUGGACUCAUUGGAUCUUGCACGAAUUCGUCUUUUGAAGAUCUCUCCCGAGCUGCUAGCUUGGCACGACAAGCUCUAGAUGCAGGCUUAAAGCCUAAGAUGCCUCUGCUCCUGUCUCCUGGAAGCGAGCAGACUAAUCAGACACUGAAACGGGAGGGUGUUAGGGACGUCUUUGAGCGUUUGGGCAGUAAAAUCUUGUCUAAUGCCUGUGGGCCCUGUUGUGGUUCGUGGGAUAGAACCGACAUGACAAAGGGCACACCAAACUCAAUCUUGGCUUCAUACAACAGAAAUUUCACUGGACGUCUUGAUGGAAAUCCUGCUACCCACACAUUCCUCUCUUCGCCUGACAUGGUUAUAGCCAAGGUUUUCUCUAAUGAUCUUGGCUUCAACCCUGUGAAAGAUGCUCUUGUCACUGAGUCUGGGGAUGAAUUCCGCUUCCAACCUCCUAGUGGCAACGCACUUCCAUCAGGAGAAUACGAAAACACGGAUCAUGUCUACGAUGCGCCUUCAACAGACCCACGAGUACGACAAGCCGUGACUGUUCAAAUAUCACCAGACUCCCAACGCUUGCAGAGGUUGGCGCCAUUCAAGCCUUGGUCUGGACAGGACUUCAUACAGUGUCCUAUCCUUAUAAAGACCAUGGGUAAAUGUACCACGGAUCACAUCACUACAGCAGGCCCAUGGAUGCGUUUCCGAGGUCAUCUCGAAAACAUUUCCAACAACACUCUUAUCGGCGCUGUAAACGCAGACAACCAAGAAGUCAAUAAGGUAUUGAACCAAGUCACUGGAUCAUACGGUGGUGUGCCAGACACAGCCAGAGAUUACCAACAGCGCGGACUUCCCUGGGUCGUUAUCGCAGAUCAUAACUACGGCGAGGGAUCCUCUCGUGAGCAUGCUGCUCUUCAGCCUCGAUACCUCGGCGGCGUGGCUAUAAUUGCUCGAUCAUUUGCCCGCAUUCACGAGGCUAAUUUGAAGAAGCAGGGUAUGCUGGCUUUGACUUUCGCCGAUCAUAGCGCAUACGAUAAGAUCAAGGCUUCUGAUCGUAUCAGCAUUAUUGGAUUGGCAGAAUUGGCACCUGGAAGGAACGUGCAGCUUAAGAUAUUUUCAAAGGAUGGUACGAUUUGGGAUACUGAGGCGAAGCACACCUUUACUCAUGAGCAAGUUGAGUUUUUCAAAGCUGGAAGUGCUUUGAAUGUUAUGGCUAGUCGACUCUCGGACAAGUCGUCUCCAUCAGUUUCUUUGUAA
Fusarium poae is the source of this 2364-nucleotide messenger RNA. RefSeq lists its product as uncharacterized. Gene Ontology annotation, molecular function: aconitate hydratase activity; 4 iron, 4 sulfur cluster binding. Lineage: Eukaryota; Fungi; Ascomycota; Sordariomycetes; Hypocreales; Nectriaceae. Gene Ontology annotation, cellular component: cytosol; mitochondrion. The record is from RefSeq and is a predicted model, not a curated record. The transcript is spliced from 4 exons. The coding region runs from base 1 to 2364 and encodes 787 amino acids. Gene Ontology annotation, biological process: tricarboxylic acid cycle.